AUUAAUAAUUAUUAAAGUGUUCCUGGUAUUACAAUUUGAAAAUCUAUCUUUUCGCUAUAUUGGUUUUUAAAUAAGUGUCAAGGUGACGAUUGCUAUUUUUAAUAAGCUUUAGUUUACUAACACGCAUAAAUAAAAUGAAUUUCUUAGAUAAUUUUGACCCGGAGACAUCAGCCCGCGAAAGGCGUAAGCUGAAUCGGAAAAGUUAUUUUAUGAACCGAAAAAGUAAGAAUAUAUACAAUGAACGUGGGCAAAUAGCAGCAACAGGAAAAGAUUUGUGUGAUUGUUUAGAUGAAACUUGCCCAGGAUGUCACUUUCCUUGCGCUAAGUGUCAUUCUAACAAAUGCGGGCAUGAAUGCAGAGUCAAUAGAAAAUGGAUGUAUGAUAAAAUUGAAAUAGAAGGAAAUGAUUUUGUAAUAAAAAAUGACUACAAGCAUAAAUAAUAUGUAUUUAAGUAACUACAAUAAAAAUAAAACUCUCAUUCAAUAGCUAAGAGUUUAAAGAAGUACUCUACUUCAUUUUCUCCAUCCUCUGGUAAAUCUGUGCAAUGGACAGCAUUUUCGACUAUUGUUUUUCCAUAAAGAGCUCUUAUUGACCCUGGAUAUAAUUGACGACACAAAUCCUGAAAUCGGCAACAAAAUUACUUCAUGAUCCAAUAAAUUUAUCUA
This is a messenger RNA of Helicoverpa armigera (cotton bollworm), 665 nucleotides long. RefSeq names its product ARL14 effector protein. Bases 135 to 440 code for a protein of 101 amino acids. The transcript is spliced from 3 exons. Lineage: Eukaryota; Metazoa; Arthropoda; Insecta; Lepidoptera; Noctuidae. The record is from RefSeq and is a predicted model, not a curated record. Gene Ontology annotation, cellular component: intracellular membrane-bounded organelle.